AUAUAUAUAUAUAUAUAACUAAUAUAAACAACACGCUGUAGGACAACAUCUCUGAUUGAUAACUCAUUGAAGACAUUGGAUUAUAGUAAAGCAAAACAUCAUUAAAAGGUGCUGAAUUCUCCUGACUGACUGCAGGUUGAAGAGGCUGUAUUUAUGGCUCAAUAUGACCAACUCGAGGAUAAAGAUUCGCUGGAUAUUCAUGAUAACCCUCCAGCUCCAGACAAUGUUGUAAAGGAGGACGACAACACUGUUUAUUUUGUGUAUGAUGAAGAGGUGGAGGAAGAAGAGGCCCCUCCCCCUCCGACCCCUGAGCCUGUAGUUCAGGUCAAUGACAGGCCACACAAAUUUAAGGACCACUACUGCAAGAAACCCAAGUUUUGUGACGUCUGCGCACGAAUGAUUGUUCUCAAUAAUAAAUUUGCCUUGCGCUGCAAAAACUGCAAGACCAACAUUCACCACUCGUGCCAGUCAUAUGUGCAGUUCCAGAGAUGCUUUGGCAAAAUACCGCCUGGUUUUAGACGGGCAUACAGCUCUCCACUCUACGAUCAAGAGAUCAAUAACCCUGGUCAGCAGAACCGUACUGAUCCGGUGUUUGAAACACUGAGAGUGGGUGUAAUCAUGGCCAAUAAAGAGAGAAAGAAAGGUUCUGAGGACAAAAAGAAUAUGAUGAUGAUGAUGAUGGAGGAGGAGGAAGCUCAACAACCGAAAGAGGAUGAAGAGGGUGGUGAGGGAAAGCAAGAUGGAGACAAGAAAGACAAAACAGCAACAGAUGACAAGAACAAGAAGCAGCAGCAGACAUUCAGUCAGUCUCACUAUUAUAUGGCUUUGUAUCGCUUUAAAGCCAUCGAGAAAGAUGACCUGGACUUCCAUCCAGGAGAUCGCAUCACAGUGCUGGAUGACUCCAAUGAGGAGUGGUGGAGGGGUAAACUUGGGGAGAAGACCGGAUACUUGCCCAUAACUUACAUCAUCAGGGUGCGAGCCAGCGAGAGGGUGUAUAAAGUGACACGCUCCUUUGUGGGAAACAGAGAGAUGGGCCAGAUUACCCUGAAGAAAGAUCAGAUUGUGGUGAAGAAAGGAGAAGAGGUAAAUGGAUAUCUGAAGGUCAGCACUGGCCGCAAACUGGGCUUCUUCCCUGCUGACCUGCUACAGGAGAUUUGAAUGACGGAUAUUUAAUCAUGAAGAAAAUAAGUAAAGCUUAAGAAUGGAUGGAGAAAGAAGAAUAAAUAAACAAGAAAGACAACAAUAUCUGACCUGACAGAAAUAUGAAUACGUGCAUGAACACAGGAUCUAAAUUUAAUACUCACCAAGCACUAUAUAUGAAUACAAAAGAUAUUUACUCAGAAAGAAAAAAACUACGUUGGUCACCUGUUGAGCAGUUAUUUUAUUAGGAACAUAAUCAAUGAUUUCACACUGCAAGAAUGAUGGUGUAAUCCUUGCUGAUGUGAGCGGCAUACAAACCGUUUUCUGAAGAAAAUCACAAUACUAAAUUUUAUUUUGGAAAAGUUUGUUUUCUCUAGAACUCAUUGUGGCAAUACUUACAUUGAUUACAUUUAGCAACCAAAAACAAAAUAACUGGUUUUCCCUCAAUACACUCAUUUGCUGCUUAUUAAUAGUUAGUAGGGUAGUUGUUAAGUUUAGGCAUGGGGUCGGGUUAAAGAUCUAGAACUUGGUCAUGCAGAAUAAGGCAUUGAUAUGUGCCUAAUAAGUACUAAUAUCCAAUAGC
Messenger RNA from Sinocyclocheilus rhinocerous, 1723 nucleotides. It is a transcript of the gene stac3, whose product is annotated as SH3 and cysteine rich domain 3. Bases 154 to 1158 code for a protein of 334 amino acids. Gene Ontology annotation, molecular function: protein binding. The transcript is spliced from 13 exons. The record is from RefSeq and is a predicted model, not a curated record. Lineage: Eukaryota; Metazoa; Chordata; Actinopteri; Cypriniformes; Cyprinidae. Gene Ontology annotation, biological process: skeletal muscle contraction; positive regulation of voltage-gated calcium channel activity; positive regulation of protein localization to plasma membrane.